Hydractinia symbiolongicarpus is the source of this 1188-nucleotide messenger RNA. RefSeq names its product 28S ribosomal protein S6, mitochondrial-like. Bases 467 to 937 code for a protein of 156 amino acids. NCBI's taxonomy places the organism in Eukaryota, Metazoa, Cnidaria, Hydrozoa, Anthoathecata, Hydractiniidae. The record is from RefSeq and is a predicted model, not a curated record. The transcript has a single exon. Gene Ontology annotation, biological process: translation. Gene Ontology annotation, cellular component: ribosome; mitochondrial small ribosomal subunit. Gene Ontology annotation, molecular function: structural constituent of ribosome; small ribosomal subunit rRNA binding.
AGGCUUAUAACAAUCUAGACUGCUUUUUCCCUUCGUGCUAUAUUUCCCUAGAUCCAAUUAUGGUUAUUUGUAAACUUCUAAAAAACAAACCAUGGCAAUAGAAUGUAAAGAUCAUGAGAAAGAAUUCCGUAAUAUAGUUUCUUCUUCUCAAAACAUUGCACCCACAUUUAAAGUUUUUUAAGGAUUAUUUAUAAUUUAUUUAACUUAUCUUCAAUAUAUAUACUAGUUUUCUCUACAAACUCUGUGUAUUAGUUUAAAUAUUGUAUAAUUGAAAGCAUUUUGAGUGUAUUCUAUACUGUCUGUUUUUAGAAUUUUUUUGAAUAUUCUUGUUUUUAUUUGUUUUAUUGUAUAGAUGUUAGACAUUUGCAUAGUUAUAAAAUAACGAACUAAACAAUUUCGAGUUUUUAAUAUGCCAUGUUAAUAUUUUUUUUCCUUUUUUGUAAGUUGUUUAAUCUUAGGUUUUAGAAUGUGUUUGUUCAAAUCAUUAACCAGUAUUACUGUUUAUACAUAUAUUUUUAGAGAUCUUAGUAUAUCAAGGUUUUUUAGUAAAUACAUACAAAUGCCUAGAUACGAACUUCUGUUAAUUACAAGAGCUCUUGCUAAACAGAGUUUACGUGACGUCCUUCGAAGGACAGCUAACAAUAUAUUUGAACAGGAUGGUGUUAUAAGAUCCAUUCAAAACAUGGGUUCACAAGAACUACCAUACAGAAUGAAAUCCCACGCAGAAUGGCACACACAUGGACAUUAUUUCUUAUUUGAUGUUCAUAUAAAGACACCUUCUAUACCAUUUAUUAAGAAAGAGUUUAAGUUUGAUUAUGAUAUUAUUCGACCUUCUUUGAUAAAAAAAUCUGGUGAUUUUGAUGAAACGGAGAAGAAGACUCCACAUGUUUAUGAAUGUGAUGUUAGUUAUCAGAAACCAUACCAAUCAAGGAGAUAGUGUUUUUUUCUUAUGUUGUAUAUCAACUGUAUAUUAUUUUUAUAAAUAUACUUGUGUUAAACUUAGUACCACUGUACAACUUCGAGGCUAGUAAUGUCAGGUACCACAAUGUAAAUGUUUAAGAUGAAUGUUUUGUCAUUGGCAAUUACAAUUUUUAAAUUUCGAACAUGUUUAUUUACUGAGAACAUGUUUUUUAUUCUAUGUUAUAACCUUUAUUUCACCUUACAAAUUAUAGUUUUGCUUAUGAGGUA